This is a messenger RNA of Panicum virgatum (switchgrass), 1372 nucleotides long. RefSeq names its product E3 ubiquitin-protein ligase EL5-like. Lineage: Eukaryota; Viridiplantae; Streptophyta; Magnoliopsida; Poales; Poaceae. The transcript has a single exon. The record is from RefSeq and is a predicted model, not a curated record. The coding region runs from base 7 to 990 and encodes 327 amino acids. Gene Ontology annotation, biological process: protein ubiquitination.
CCGAACAUGACGCGCCAAGGCACCGGCGACGUCAGCAUGGACUCGCCAUGGCCGAGUAUCGGCGCCGCCGCCGGCCCUGCCACGGCGCCCGUGGCGGCGGCCGCCAGGUCCGUCUUGACGGCCGGCAGCAUCGCCACCGUAGCCGCCACUAUCCUGAUCUUCGUUGUCAUCGCCGCCGGUGUCGUCACCUUCCAGUACUUCUUCGACGUGUGGGACAGGCCGGGCAGCGACAGGCAUGGCGCCCGGGCGUCGCGGCGCCGUGGCGGACGGGCGGCGGGCGGCGGCGGCGGGAUCCGGGCCGCCCGGGGCGUCGACCCCGACGUGCUGGGCUCCCUGCCGGUCACGGUGUACCGCAAGGCGGCGCCGGGUUCGUCGUCGUCGGAGGAGGAGGACGCGGCGGAGUGCGCGGUGUGCCUCGCGGAGCUCGAAGACGGCGAGGAGGCCCGGUACCUGCCCCGCUGCGGCCAUGGCUUCCACGCCGCGUGCGUCGACACGUGGCUGGCGUCCCACACCACAUGCCCGCUCUGCCGGCUCACCAUCGCCAAGCCCGACGCGUCUCCCGCACCUGCCUUGGCUCUCCGGCCGGUGCCGCCAGAGCCGGCGAACUACGCCGCCAACCUGCCGGCCAGCGUGCUUCUCGGGGUGUCCGACCAGCGCGCAGUGACCGUGGCCUCCGACGCGGACACGACCGCUUCGACGGGCAGCACAGUCGUGCUGGUGAUUGAGAUCCCGGAGUCGCCCGUGCCGGCGCCGACCCCGCGUCACGCGGCCAGGUCGCAGGCCGGCUCGGCGAGACCGAGGUCGUUUCGGAGGCUGUGGAGCUUCGGAAGGCAAGGGGCGGGGCCGAGUUCCUCUUGCUCCUGCGGCGGCGCCGGCGAAGGAGACGACGUGGAGCAGGGCGGGGCAAGGCAACCCAGGGAUCUGUUGGAAAAAGCUAAAUCUCAUCUGAAUGCUUUAGAUGGCUCCAAGGCUCCAACACAAGCAUUUUGAUGUUCUAGAUGUGGGUCAAGACCUGUGCCAAUGCACCGGAUUACGUCAUAUGGGAAUUCACCAUUGAUUGUGAAAACUAAGGUACGUCACGGACUCAGGUUUGAGCCCCGUCGAACCUUACCAAAAUACAGUCCCUCAACUACGUGUGUGACAUGAAUGUUCCAAACACGACCAAUUUGGACAAAAAGUUUUCCGUCGUCCCAUUUUGCGGACUCACAACCUCGAAUAGUACCACAAUCUCUUUUACGCACAAUAAUAUGUUGAACUACUUCAACAAGUCUAUGUGUAAGAUAGCCAGCAUCCGCUGUUCGUAUAGCAGUAUCCACAACCCCUUUUCGGUCUCCGUAGCAAGAAAUUAUAUAUUCCCUCAAAGAAAGUUCCU